AUGGAAUUGCCAGGAACAGAGUGCCAAGCAACCUGUUUCAAAAACUCAUCCUACAUAUUUUCGAAAAGCGGAAGAAAGUGGUAUCAGAACAGGCAUGUCUGUUACAAGCAGGGAGGUGACUUAGUCUCCAUCGAAACUCAAGAAGAAUGGCAGUUUAUCAGUCAUGAGAUUCAAAAGCGUGGUACUUCGAAUACUAGUGCGUGGCACAUUGGUUUAAGGAAGAGAGACGGGGAUUGGACUUGGACUUGGUCGAGUGGAGAAAAUCUAAGUAUUUCGAAAUGGCGAGAUUCUCAGCCAGAUGGUAACGACUCUUGCGCGGAAAUAUCUAAGAAUGGAGGCCUCUUUAAUGGUAUCUCUCGUUACGAUAAAAACGCCUUCAUUUGCGAGAUGCCCGGAGGUUAUCGUUCCAGCAUCGCCAUCGCCAUCGCCAUCGCCAUCGCCGUCGCCGUCGCCGUGGCCGUCGCUGUUGCCGUCGCCUUCGCCGUUGCCGUCGCCGUUGCUGUUGCCGUCGCCUUCGCCUUCGCCAUCGCUUUCGCAGCAAG
Pocillopora verrucosa is the source of this 542-nucleotide messenger RNA. Its product is annotated as CD209 antigen-like protein D. Lineage: Eukaryota; Metazoa; Cnidaria; Anthozoa; Scleractinia; Pocilloporidae. The record is from RefSeq and is a predicted model, not a curated record.